AUGAGCUGUUCGGACGUGGCCAUGCAGCAGCCCGCUACGGCGGCGUGCGGGACACCCCGCUAUCUGAGCGGCGCCGCAGUCGUAUCCGCGGCGGGCUGCCCGCAGAAGAAGUUACCUGUAUACAACAAGAUGCAGGAGUCUCUGGAAGUGACUCUUCCUGGCAAGCAAGAAGAGGAUGAGAAGGACCAGCCUGCUGAGAUGGAGUACCUUAACUCUCGCUGCGUUCUUUUCACUUACUUCCAGGGAGACAUUGGUUCAGUAGUGGAUGAACACUUCUCAAGAGCUUUGAGCCAAGCCAGUUGCUUCAAUCCAGAAACUGCCCUUACCAAGAGCAAGGCAGGGCUAAGUCCUCUGUGGAGAGAAAGCUCAACAAUUUCAAGCCAAAGGAGCAGUUUUCCAACUUCAUUUUGGACCAGCUCUUAUCAGCCUCCCCCUCCACCAUGCUUAAGCGGAGUACACCCUGAUUUCCCUGUUACUGCACCAGGCACCUUCCCAACACCAGAUCCCAGCAGCUGGCCAGGACAUGGUCUUCAUCAGACUGUCCCACCUCCUCCCCCUGCUGCAUCUGAAUCCUGGCAUUAUCCUUUAGCAUCUCAGGUGAGCCCUUCAUAUGCACACAUGCAUGAUGUGUACAUGCAUCGCCAUCACCCUCAUCCACACAUGCACCAUCACCAUCCCAGCUCGCACCGUGACCCACGUUAUGGGUCCCUGCUGAUGCCUUCAGUCCGCGCAGCCAGGAUUCCUGCUCCUCAGUGUGAUGUGACAAAGACAGAUCCUGCUGCUGCUGUCACCAGCGCUACCUCAGCAUGGGCUGGAGCCUUUCAUGGAACAGUGGACAUUGUGCCAAGUUUUGGGUUUGACACAGCUGCAGACCGGCAAGCGAAAGCCGCCCUCUGUGCGCCGCUCACAAAAGCCAGGACCUCGCCCAGCCGUUCUGUGUCAGCUGCUAAGUCACGCGGGAAGAGCGGCCGCCUGCCGCUCCACGCCUGUAAGCCCAAGUGCAAGGCGAUUCAGAGCUCUGUCCGUGUCCUGCCGGGACCGCCUGGGUCCAUAUGGGGACCAGUGCUGUUCAAUAUCAUCAUUGAUGAUAUAGACAGUGGAAUUGAGUGCACUCUUACCAAGUUUGUAGAUGAUACCAAGAUGAGUGGUGUGGCUGACAAGACUGAGGUACAGGAUGCCAUCCAGAGGAACCUAGAUAAGCUGGAGAAGUGGGCUAAAGAGAACAUCAUGAUGUUCAAUAAGCCUCGGGCUCGCAAGCGAAUUUCUUGCUACGUGAUACUGGCCUAG
Messenger RNA from Indicator indicator, 1287 nucleotides. RefSeq names its product vestigial like family member 3 (gene VGLL3). The record is from RefSeq and is a predicted model, not a curated record. Bases 1 to 1287 code for a protein of 428 amino acids. The transcript is spliced from 6 exons. Lineage: Eukaryota; Metazoa; Chordata; Aves; Piciformes; Indicatoridae. Gene Ontology annotation, biological process: regulation of transcription by RNA polymerase II. Gene Ontology annotation, cellular component: nucleus.